UUGAAACGCUUUCUUCAUUCUGUUUCUUUUCAUUCCCGCAAUGGAAAGCGCCAACCGCCGCAACUUCCUCCUCCCUUUUCUCCUCCUUUCCGCCGUCCUCGCCGCCGCAGAUGACGGCGCUUCAAUGUUGAAACUAGCUUCAUCCUUCAGCCCACCUCCCACCGGGUGGUCUUCCACCACUUCAGACAACUACUGCAGCUGGUCAGGCAUCAAUUGUGACAAAUCCAACCGCGUAACAGCCAUCAACUUAGCUUCCAAAUCCCUGACUGGUUCACUACCCCCGGACAUCGCCACCUUGUCGGAACUCGUCACUGUAUCUCUACAACGCAAUUCCUUAUCUGGGUCCGUCCCAUCUUUCGCCAAUCUCACGAAAUUACAAACGAUUUCCCUCGACGACAAUGCGUUCACAUCGGUCUCCCCGGACGCUUUCUUCGGGUUAACCAGUCUCCAAACGCUGAGUUUAAGUGAAAACACGAAGCUAAGUCCAUGGACUUUCCCAGAUUUGUCCCAAUCGACGAGCCUCGUCCAAGUUCAGCUAGACAACACCAGCUUAUACGGUACUUUACCCGAUGUUUUCCAAUCCUUGAGCAGUUUAGAAAGCAUAAGGUUGUCGUACAACAAUUUGAGCGGUACAUUGCCGGCUUCUCUCGGCGGUUCGACGGUUAAGAAUCUCUGGAUCAACAAUCAGAUCGUUGGGUUCACAGGUACUUUAGAUGUUUUAUCCAGAAUUCCACAGUUGUCUCAGGUUUGGGUUCAUAAAAACAUGUUCACCGGUCAGAUCCCAGAUUUGUCUAAAUGUGUGGGGCUUUUCGAUGUCCAGCUUAGAGAAAACCAGUUGACUGGGCCUGUCCCGGGAUCUUUAAUUAAUCUUCCCAGUUUGAAGAAUGUUUCAUUGUCUAAUAACAAAUUGCAGGGUCCUUUCCCAAAGUUUCCUCCCUCAGUUGAGAGAAUUGUUGUUAACGGGACCAAUAAUUUCUGUAAUACUAAUGGAAAUCCUUGUGAUCCUCAAGUUACCAUAUUGCUUGAGAUUGCUGGUGGUUUUGGUUAUCCAGUUUUUCUGUCAGAUGAUUGGUCAGGAAAUGAUGCUUGCCAAUUUUCUUUUGUUACUUGUGAUUCACAAAAGAAUGUGAUUACUGUGAAUCUUGCGAAGAAAGGUUUGACGGGGACGAUUUCUCCGGCUUUUGCGAAUCUUACAAAGUUGAAGAACUUGAAUCUGAAUGACAAUAACUUAACAGGUCCCAUCCCUAAUGGUUUGACUAAGUUGAGUAGUUUGCAGCUUAUUGAUGUGUCUAAUAAUAAUCUUACCGGAGACAUGCCGGGAUUUUCAUCUUCCGUGAAGUUUUCUUACACAGGGAAUAGUUUACUAGGAAAUUCGAACGGUUCUGGUGGUGGAGGACCUCCAGGUUCUGGGGGAUCUAGAGGGGGUUCUUAUGGUAACUCAAAAAACAGUGGCGAUGGUAAGAAUUCCAUAGCUUUGAUUGUCGGUAUUGUGAUCGGUGUAUUGGUUUUCGUUGCUGUUGUUUGCUUUGUUUCUUAUAAGUAUGUGAUGAACAAGAAAUAUGGGAAAUUUGGUCAGAUGAAUGGCAAUGCCAGUGAUGCUGAGAAGGGGCCAGUUAAGAAUGGGGUAAUGGGUAAAGCAACAAACGGCUACGGAGGAUUGCCUGGUGAAAUGCAAAGCCAAAGUAGCAGUGAUUAUAGCGAUCGCCAUUUCUUUGAGGGUGGGAAUGUUGCGAUCUCGAUACAAGUGCUAAGAGAGGUGACUGAUAAUUUCAAUGAGGCUAAUGUUUUAGGACGAGGGGGUUUCGGGAUUGUGUAUAAAGGUGAAAUGCCUGAUGGCACACGGAUAGCUGUCAAGAGAAUGGAGUGUGAAGAGAAAGGUACUAAAGGAAUGAAAGAGUUUCAAGCUGAAAUCGCGGUGCUUACAAAGGUUAGGCACAGGCAUUUGGUUGCACUUUUGGGUUACUGUAUUAAUGGCAACGAGAGGCUCUUGGUUUAUGAGUAUAUGCCUCAAGGUACCCUUAGUCAGCAUCUCUUUGAAUGGCGAGAAAAGGAUUACGCUCCACUCACCUGGAAGCAAAGGGUCACCAUUGCACUGGAUGUCGCAAGGGGGGUCGAGUAUUUGCACUCUUUGGCACAACAAAGUUUCAUUCACCGCGAUUUGAAGCCUUCCAACAUACUACUCGGUGAUGACAUGAGGGCAAAGGUUGCGGAUUUUGGCCUUGUUAAGAAUGCACCUGACGGAAAGUACUCUCUGGAAACAAGACUAGCAGGAACAUUUGGAUAUCUUGCUCCUGAAUAUGCUGCGACCGGAAGGGUGACAACAAAGGUGGAUGUGUAUGCAUUUGGAGUGGUGUUGAUGGAGAUAGUCACCGGCAGACAAGCUUUAGAUGUAACCUUACCUGAUGAGAAAUCACAUUUGGUCUCAUGGUUCCGUAGGGUUCUAAUCAACAAAGAAAACUUUCUGAAAAUGGUCGAUGAAACUAUCAGCUGCGAUGAUGAGGAGACAAUGGCGAUGAUCUUCAAGGUAGCCGAGUUGGCAGGUCACUGCACGGCUCGUGAGCCGUAUCAGAGACCCGACAUGGGGCAUGCCGUUAACGUGCUCGGACCACUCGUCGAGCAAUGGAAACCUACAACCCAAGUGGAAGACGGAAACUCGGGGAUUGAUCUUAACAUGAGCCUGCCUCAGUUCCUACAGAAAUGGCAAGCAGAUGAAGGUACCUCAACAAUGUUUGGUGAUUUUUCCUAUUCCGAAAUCCAGUCAAGCAUUCCCGCAAAGCCCUCGGGAUUUUCGGCUACAUUUAGCUCAUCCGAUGGCCGGUGAUGGAAAUACAAUACCGGUCAUGGUUUUUGAAGAGGUAUGGGCUAUUAUAUGAGAUGAUAGCUAAGAAUGUCAUGAUCAUACUAUGUUUAUCUUUGCUUUUCCUUUUGUUAUGUUCAAUGGAGCAUUUACAAAGGAAAAAAAUGGGUUUU
Molecule: messenger RNA, 2970 nt
Organism: Hibiscus syriacus
Lineage: Eukaryota; Viridiplantae; Streptophyta; Magnoliopsida; Malvales; Malvaceae
Product: receptor-like kinase TMK4
Exons: 2
Coding region: 41-2821 (926 amino acids)
Biological process (GO): protein phosphorylation
Molecular function (GO): protein kinase activity; protein binding; ATP binding
Source: RefSeq, a predicted model, not a curated record